GGUUGUGAAGGUGUUACUUUUUCCAGUACUUUAGAAACAUAGAAAAAAAAGGCAAAACAGAGAAACGUUUCAAUGUCUGUAACAGUAACUCACAUGAACACGAUCAAUCAUGUGUCAAAAACUUGUAAAAUUCCCAAACUCCAGUUACCUAUUUGCUUCAAUCGCAGAUUAGCUUUCUCUUCUCCUCGUAAACUCUAUCCGUAUCCUCAGUUGCAUCCCAAAACCCUAAAUGGCUCGUCAAGAUUCAAUACUCGCAAACGUACCUCUGUUUCCAUGGAGUGGCAAGACUGCAUAGUGAAGAUGAAAGUAGAUGUUCCAGCGUCAGUAGCGUAUAACUUCUAUUUGUACUUGGAUCCUGAAUCUUUCCCUAAAUUGAUGCCUUUCAUUUCAUCUGUAGAGGUGUUAAAGGACAAGCCUGAUAUAUCACGUUGGUCACUUAACUACUCUGCUUUUGGCCAAGACAUCAAGUAUUCUUGGCUUGCUCGCAAUCUUCAGCCUGUUCCUAAUCAGAAAAUCCAUUGGAGAUCUGUUGAAGGUCUUCCUAAUAAAGGCAGCGUUAGGUUCUUCCCUAAAGGUCCUUCAUCUUGCAUUGUACAACUGACCGUAUCAUAUGAAGUCUCUGCGCUUUUAACCCCUGUUGCAUCUGGGCUCCGGCCUUAUUUUGAAAGCUUGCUUAGAGGUGGACUUGAAAGAUUUGCAACCUUGGCUAAAACCACUUAAGAAGAAUAUCCAAGAAAACAAACAAAACAAGAAACUUAGUCACACAAACAGAGUUUUUCUUUUCUUUUUAAUUUUAGCUUAUUUGUCUAAACACGCCAACACACUUUGCGUGGAGUGUAAUAACAUUUAAACUAAGAGACAGCGAGAUUGGUCUUGAAAAGUCUCUUCAUAAAAUGUAUGAGUACCCAUUUGAUUAAGGUUCCAAAUCUCUUUCUCUCUUAAGAUCAACAAA
Brassica napus (rape) is the source of this 952-nucleotide messenger RNA. RefSeq lists its product as uncharacterized. The record is from RefSeq and is a predicted model, not a curated record. The coding region runs from base 73 to 720 and encodes 215 amino acids. NCBI's taxonomy places the organism in Eukaryota, Viridiplantae, Streptophyta, Magnoliopsida, Brassicales, Brassicaceae. The transcript is spliced from 8 exons.